AUGGGCUCAUAAAGAAUGCCAACAUGGAGCCUUGGCAAUGACGGGAUCUCUCUCUGCAACAAUAACACGACGGACAAAAACUUCGAGGACGGUAUAUUUCGAAAGCUCUUAAUAUAUUUCAUGAUAAUAGACGGUGUAGUGAGAAGCGUGGUUCUCUGCUCAACUUUCCUGUGUAUCUGGACUGUAUCAAUGGUGUCGUUACGCAGCAGAGCGCUGGUCUCUGAUAAUGACCUCUUUAGGGACAGUGUUCGUCUGAGCUCCCUGGAGCUUGAGGAGGGAGAGGGCAGUGAGGGGAGGAGCGAGGGGGAUAGCUUUGCCUCCGGUUACAGCCCAGAUGCUGGGGACACUGGUGCUCGGCUCAGCUUCAGCCCUGGAGAGGAGGAAGAGGAUGAUUUUACCCCCAUAGAGCGGGAUAGGGAGAAGCGAGAAGAAGGCAUGCUGCAGGACCCCAGGCUGCCUGACUUCAGCCCCCGCCUGCCCUCGCCCUUCUCUCCCACCCUUGAGGACAUCGAGGAGUUCCUCAGGGAGAAGAUGGAGCUAGUGAGAGAGGGGGUUCUCUUCUCUAGUGAACCCAUGGAGGAGCCUGCUCCCUCCCCUUCCAGCUCCAUUGAACAUACUCUCUCCUCCCCAGGAGGACAAAGUGACCCAGGGACCAGCGCUGCCCUGUCACCCCCCAACCCACAAACCCCCAACAUCCCUCACACCCACAGCCCAGCAGCCCCGUGCCCCUCCCCAUCCUCCUCCAACCCCUCAGUGCUCCUGGGAGCACCCUUGGUACUCCAGGUCCAGUCGCUGCCGCUGGCCCAGCCUCUCCCCCAGACAGGCUCUACUCCUGGGCCGUCCAGUGGGCUGAGACUGGCCCACCUGGUCUUGGGGCUCCACGGAGGGCAGAACUUUACCCUGCUUGCCUCACAGGUGCCCUCUGCCCCAGCCACCCUUCUCAAUGUAGCCAGCAUGGACGCCGGAGUUCCAGACCAGAAGUACGUGAAGAUUGCCCCUCUACCGAUCACCGUGAGGAUUGCCGGGGCAACAGUGGUUGGGGGUCACAGUGGAGGGGCCGUGGUGAAAGCUGUGACCCCACAUAAGGUGAACAGACCCCCUCCUACAGAGACGCUGAGGGUGCACAAGUGUUCUCAUCCAGGCUGUGAGAAGAUGUACACCAAGAGCAGCCAUCUGAAGGCCCACUUCCGCAGACACACCGGAGAGAAGCCCUACACCUGCAGCUGGCCUGACUGUGGCUGGAGGUUCUCUCGUUCUGAUGAGCUGUCUCGUCACCGGCGCUCCCACUCCGGGGUCAAGCCUUACGAGUGCUCUCUGUGUGAGAAGAAGUUUGCCCGCAGCGACCACCUCUCCAAACACACCAAGGUGCACCGCAGCCCCCGGCCUGGAAAAAACAUCAGAACUACCGUCUGACCCAGCCAGCCCAGUCUGGAUCCUGAUCCCACCUUCAUUCAUCCUUAACCCUGUUACAGCACUUGACCAGGACGUGAGAAUUAUAAGAACCUACAUUCAGAAUUCAGAGUAGCCUGGUCCCCUACCUUUACCCUGGCUGUGCUUGCCCAGCCCAACCCAGCUCAGUACAAUCUCAACCUCACCACGGGCUGACAGACUCAUGAGACUCAUCCACCCAGCCCUACCCCGGGGAGGCCUUGCCAGAGAGUCUGGGUCCUCAUCAGGACUCUGGUGCUAUAGAAGCAGUCCUGGGCCAGAACGUAGGGCAGGGUUUCCCAAACUUGGUCCUGGGGGCCCCCCCCUGGGUACGUGUUUUGGUUUUUGCCCUAGCACUACACAGCUGAUUAAAAUAAUCAAAGCUUGAUGAUGAGUUGGUUAGUUUAAUCAGCUGUGUAGUAAUAGGGCAAUAACCAAAAUGUGCACCCAGAGGGGCCCCCAGGACCCUGGAAUAGGGCACUGAAUCUGAUUCAGACCCUAACCGGCCUCUGCCGCCUCCCCUCCCUCCUGCAACCGGAGCAGAUGAGGGCUUGUCCUGGUGCUACACAGUGAGCUAACAGGUAACGGCCAUUUCAGGGAUGUGAUUGUUCAGCUUAAAGAAGUUCACUUUAUUUGAACCAAAUCUGUAUUUUGAAUGUAAAAUGGCAUGUUGUAAAAGUGCCCAGACACAUGAUACUGUGUCAUUCUAAACUUUAUCCGCAACGUUAUAUUAAAUUUUGUGCGACUGAAGCGGUUUCCCCUCUGCAGAUGUGCUGCUUCUCCGUGUGGAGAAGUCUUGUGGGCUACACAGAGAAUUAUCGCUCGAGUAGCACAAAAUGGAAUAUAACGUUAUGGAUAGUUCUCAAUGACACAUCUAAAGACCUGCAUCACUAUACUGAGUUUCUAAAAUGAUGUAUUUUGGUGUUUUUGCAGCCUUUGAUCAUGUUUAACUGCAGAACGAGCAUGAGGAUUGAUUGUAAAAAAAGUGUCUGGGUACUUCUAUAACAUGCUAUUUACACUACAGUUCAGAAGUUUGGGGUCACUUAAAUUUCCUUGUUUUAGAAGACAAGCACAUUUUUGUCCAUUUUAAAAUCACAUCAAAUUGAUCAGAAAUACAGUGUAGACAUUGUUAAUGUCGUAAAUGACUAUUGUAGCU
Molecule: messenger RNA, 2584 nt
Organism: Oncorhynchus kisutch (coho salmon)
Lineage: Eukaryota; Metazoa; Chordata; Actinopteri; Salmoniformes; Salmonidae
Product: Krueppel-like factor 15
Exons: 3
Coding region: 16-1413 (465 amino acids)
Biological process (GO): regulation of transcription by RNA polymerase II
Molecular function (GO): RNA polymerase II cis-regulatory region sequence-specific DNA binding; DNA-binding transcription factor activity, RNA polymerase II-specific
Source: RefSeq, a predicted model, not a curated record